GAUUAUACUAUCGGAUGGGUUUGUGCGUUGCCCAAGGAACAGACGGCAGCCCUGUACAUGCUGGAAACCAAACAUGAAGACCUUCCAAAUCCUAUCAACGAUCACAAUGCAUAUUACCUUGGGAACAUCGGGCAGCAUAACAUUGUUAUCGCUUGCCUCCCUAUGGGAAGGAUCGGUAAUAAUAGCUCAGCAGUAGUUGCAACCCGGAUGAUAUCCACUUUCCCGAAUAUCAAAAUUGGCCUGAUGGUGGGAAUUGGAGGCGGCGUGCCUCCAAAAGUUCGGCUUGGAGAUGUAGUGGUCAGCUGCGCAAAAAAUGGUUAUCCUGGUGUCAUCCAGUGGGACAUGGGCAAAACUGAAAAGGACGGGUUUAAGAGAACAGGGUCUCUAGACAAUCCCCCAACGGCACUACUGACGGCCAUAAGCAAGUUUGAUACUGACCCAACCGAAUCUCGGGCCAAAAUGUCUAAGUACUUGGCCGAUUUUAAAUCUCGGAAAAGCGAUUUCAUCACUACUGAUACCCUUAAAGACGUUUUAUAUAAAUCCAGUUACAUUCACGCGGGAAGAAGCCAAAACUGCAACCUAUGCGAUGAAUCCAAGAUUCUCAAAAUACCGAAAAGAGAAGGCAUGAUGAUACACUACGGUCUAAUUGCAUCGGGCAAUCAAGUAGUGAAAGAUGCUGUGUUCCGAAACAAACUCAGGAAAGACUUUGAAGGGAAUCUCCUGUGCCUCGAGAUGGAGGCAGCUGGGUUGAUGAACGAUUUUCCAUGCAUCGUCAUUCGCGGCAUUUGUGAUUAUGCAGAUUCACACAAGAAUAAGGCCUGGCAGGAGCAUGCGGCGGCUGUGGCAGCAGCUUAUGCAAAAACACUCCUUACGAUGCUGCCAGUGAGCGACAUCAAUAGGAUGCAAACGAUCAAAGGU
This is a messenger RNA of Trichoderma virens Gv29-8, 918 nucleotides long. RefSeq lists its product as uncharacterized. Gene Ontology annotation, biological process: nucleoside metabolic process. The annotation marks the transcript as partial. The record is from RefSeq and is a predicted model, not a curated record. Gene Ontology annotation, molecular function: catalytic activity. The transcript has 2 exons. Lineage: Eukaryota; Fungi; Ascomycota; Sordariomycetes; Hypocreales; Hypocreaceae.